This is a messenger RNA of Acytostelium subglobosum LB1, 2706 nucleotides long. RefSeq lists its product as hypothetical. Gene Ontology annotation, molecular function: phosphatase activity. The transcript has 3 exons. The coding region runs from base 1 to 2706 and encodes 901 amino acids. The record is from RefSeq and is a predicted model, not a curated record. Lineage: Eukaryota; Evosea; Eumycetozoa; Acytosteliales; Acytosteliaceae. Gene Ontology annotation, biological process: dephosphorylation.
AUGAUUGAUGAUGUCAAGAAGGAGGUAACAUUCUGUAUACCAAAUGGAUUGGUGUCUGAGGUGAAGAAGCUAAAGGGACAUGUUACUGUUAAAUAUAAAGAGAAUACAGUUACACAACAACAACAACAACAUCAGAGUACAAGUGAUAAUGGUGCAUCUACUUCACCAUUACCAUCACCAACAACACCUGUUACUCCUACUCCAACGACAACGACAACACAAUCAGUGACACUAGGUCACUCACUCAAGAAGUCUACCAACAACUUGGCAAGCUCAUCAUCAUCAUUGACAGUGCCAGCAUCAUCCUCAUCAUCUUCCUCGUCAACAACAUCAACUACUACAUCGGCAGGAUCAGAGAAAGCAUUGAUAUUGGAGAUAAGAUGUAGGGACUUCAACCUACUACGUAUAUGCCUGCCCUCCAAUCAAAAGGGCAAUGAGGCGCAUGCAACAAUGUUGAGAUACGCUUUCCCCGAGUCGACAACGACAUUGUUUGCUAAGGCCUUCGCGCCAUACAUCUCCGAGAUGUCUGCCAACGGUUGGCAGACCUACGACCCCGUCGAAGACUACGAAAGACAAGGUCUGUUGGCUCCUGGCAGCAACUGGCGAUUGACAAAGAUCAAUGCCAAAUAUGAUAUAUGCGACACAUAUCCCGCCUCCCUGCUGGUGCCCAGCACACUAUCCGACUACAUGUUGCAACGCUCAGCGUCAUUCAGAUGCAAAUCUCGCUUCCCCGCUUGCACUUGGCGACAUCCUUACACGCAUGCCUCGUUGUCACGUAGUGGCCAGCCCAUUGGCCAAGGCAAGUCACGCUGCGAGGAGGACGAGUCACUUCUGCAGGCUAUCAGGAAGAGCACGCCUGUCGACCAGGUCCAUGCGCAGGGCCUGCCUCAGCCUCUGUUCAUCUACGACUUGCGUGCCAAGUCAUCGAUCGGCUCGCUACACAGCAACUUCUCAGAGGAUCACAUCAACUAUCCACACUGCUACGUCGAGUAUGCAGGCCUGCCCAACAUCAACGAGCUGCGCGAGUGCUCGACCAAGCUGUUUAAGGCAAUCCGCAACUGGGACGAGAAGAAGAGCUGGGACGAGAUCGACUCGUCAGGAUGGUUGGCUCAAGUUGGCAAGCUGUUGUUGGCGUCAAAGCGUGUGCUCCAGAUCUUGCACUCUGAGGGCCUAUCCGUACUCAUCCACUGUACAGAGGGAUGGGACCGCACACCCCAGCUCAUGAGUCUUGUUCAACUCCUGGCAGACCCUUACUACCGCACUAUCAAAGGAUUCGUCCAACUAAUAUGCAAGGAGUGGCUAUCCUUUGGACAUAAGUUCAUGACCAGAUCAGGAACAAUGUCUGGAUCAGCACUAAAGCAGACAUCACCAGUGUUCUUGCAAUUCAUCGAUUGUGUCUGGCAGUUGACGAGACAGUUCCCAACAAGCUUUGAGUUUACGGCUCAGGUGCUGACUACGAUCAUCCAUCACAUCCAUUCUAACCUGUUUGGAACUUUCUUGUUUGAUUCAGACAAGGAGAGAUCGAACAACAAGGUGCAGAACGACUCUGUGUCUCUCUGGUACUUGCUCAUUGCGAUGACCAAGGAGCGCGCAUUCAUCAAUCCCCUCUACUCACAAUCGUCCGCAAUUGUAGACGACCCUGAGCUCAGCUCAGGACCAUUUGUCGUUCGAAAGGACUAUGACAAGGCCAACAUAUUGGUGCCCAACCUGCAGAACCUGCAGCUGUGGGCGGACUUCUACCUGAAGUGGCGCUACCCCGUCAAGCCCAGCAGGAAGACCAUGACGCUGGUCGACCGAGCCUUAGCCGUGCACGGCUUCAAUGGCGACCUGGUAUACAUCCAGAAGAAGAAGAAGGAGAGGCAUGCACGCAAGUCACAGAGGCGGUCAAACAUCGACCAUCUACGCGCGAGAAAGUCCAGCAAGACCAAGGAGAGCAUCGCCAACUACUUUACAAGUGAUGGCACUCCAGACGCAGAUCAGCAACAGCAGAUGGAUCAGCAACACAAUGGAAAGAAGAACUACGAUAUACCAAAGUUGCUGAUCGAGAAGAUUGACAAGUCGGCAUAUGAUGGCUCGAUGGACAGCCCAGCAGAGUGUGAGGAGUUGAGGACGUCGACGACCACGACCACUACAACUACCACGGCAACUUCGAACAAUAACAGGCGCAAUGGAACUGCAUACAUCACAAGCCCAGUGCUCAGCCCAACCGACCUCAUCAGCCCAUCGUCCAAUGAGGACGUGUCAGAGGACUCGGUACUCUCUCCAGUCGCCAACAAUGCGCCAGCCAGCACCAACCUCAAUCAAUCGAUUGCCAGUCAGGAGAAGGAGUUGGCCAAACAACAGAGAAGGAAGGAGAAGAAGGAGCGACGUGAGAAGAAGAGGGCAGAGAGAAGGAGAAAGAAGCAGGAGAAGAAGGAUAUGGAAGAGAAGAAGACGCCAGACAUAUCUGUUGUUCUGCACGGUGCCACCAAGACCAUAUCACUACGCUCACCCAAGAGCAGGAUAUCAAUCUUCUCUGCAUCAUCAACACCAAUGUCUCCAACAACCAGCUCACCUAGUAUUGGAGAAGUGAACCAUCAUCAAGAGUCUCCAAACAUGAAUGGUGGUGGAGGCCUCAACAGCAGCACCAAUGGCAACACGACCAACUCAUCUCAAUCCGCAUUCGCAAGGAUCUUCAAGACGAUCACAAUCAGACACAAGGCUUAG